GAUUUGUUACAUCACAUGACCUGUAGCCUAUAAAGAACAUUAACUCUGAGUCAGAACAAGAACGCGUGUGAUACAAGGCUACCUUUGUGUUUAUAUCUACGGGUAGUUACCCAGGUGUGUGUUUAUACAGGUAAAUUACCCACCAGGAAGUAUAAAUAACAAACCGAAAGUACUUCCCAGCCUGGUGAAUAUCGGGGUGGGGGCCAUGGAUUUCUUGUUCACAUACAGUUGGAGAUUAGAAGUAUAAAAGAUUCUAUUGGACUAUGGCCACGCCCAACCCCCAGGCACAAGAACUCAUCACCUGUGACCUUUGUGAUAACUCCACCCAGCAGUUCUGUAACAACUGUCAACUCAGUUUGUGUGUGGACUGUGUUAGUAAACAUGUGGACAAGCUCAAGUACCAACAACAUGACAUCGUUCAUUUCAAAGACAGAAAGUUGGAUUUUCCCGAGUGUGAAUUUCACUCCAACCAGAGAUGUGAGGCCCACUGCCAGCAAUGUGAUGUUCCAGUUUGCCUGAAAUGCAUAUUUGGUCCCCAUAAUGGACAUAAAGUCAAGGAUAUGCCAGGAAUUUUUAAUGACAAGAAAAAGAAACUUGAAAAGGAAACCAAAGAAAUUGAAUGCACCAUUAUUCCACAGUACAAGAAGAAAAAUGAAGAAACAGAAAGCAAACUAUCCAGUAUAAUGGCCGAAUUUGAUGAACUGGACAAAGAAAAAGAAAAGCACAGAAAAUCCUGGCACCAAGAAGUAGACACCAUUUUCAAUAACCUCGGUUCUUUGAUGAAGUCAAUAAAAGAGAAUCUCCUGGCUGCUCUAAACUCUCACCAAUCCAAAAUGAAAAAUCAAAUUCCAGACAUGACCCAGACAGUUAAAAAAAACAAAAAAAUUCUGAAGUCAAACAAUGUGUCUGCAGUCACUAACUACAAAUCCAAACUCGAGGAAUACAGAAACAUGCCUACUGAUAUUGAUGUCAAACUGCCAUCACUGAAAACCAACACAAUCCAAGGGAGAGAACUCAGCCUGGAAUUAGGAGAAUACAAGGCUAGCUUGACACAGACAACACUGUCCAGUCUGACAGAGGAAGUCUCCUAUUUAUCUUUACAAAAGCUGUUAGAGCAAGCCAAAUCAAUUACAACCAUUCCUACUGGAGUUAAUACUCUAUACUAUGUUGUCUGUGUGGGAGUGGAUGAAGCCUGGGUUAGUGGUGAAGAUAAAACCAUAAGACGUGUUGACAUACACGGGUCUGUACGGGACACUGUUACCACCACGUGUAAAUACUGGCCUAAUGACAUCACAGUGACCAGACAGGGAGAACUGGUAUACAGUGAUGGUCCCAAUAGAACUGUGAACAUUGUCAGACACGGGAGAACAGAGACACUGAUAACCACACCACAGGGCUGGCAUCCAGGCCAACUAUGCUGUACUAAGUCGGGGGACAUCCUGGUCAGUAUGAUUACUACUGAUUUUAGCCAACAUAAAAUUGUCCGUUAUCAGGGACACACAGUGAAUCAGGAAAUAGAUAGAGAUGAAGAUGGAGAACCAAUCUAUAAAGGAGGGAAAUACACACUGUGUGUGGUGGAGAACAACAAUGGAGACAUCGUGGCCUCUGAUACUAAUGCUGACACCGUGGUCGUGGUGAACAAGUCAGGAAGAGUCCGAUUCCGAUACGACGGUACACCAGCCAGGAGGAAGAAGUCAUUUGAUCCUAGACAUAUAGUGACAGACUCCAUGAGUCACAUCAUUGUGACAGAUUGGAACAAUGACUGUCUACACAUCCUGGAUCAGAACGGACAGUUCCUGAGAUGUGUGGACAAUUGUGGACUAGAUAAUCCUAAAGGACUGAGUGUGGACAGUGAGGGGAGGUUGUGGGUAGGGUUAUGUGAUUCAGAAGAAGUGAAAGUGAUUCAGUACAUGAAAUAAACACAUUAUAUCACAUACAGACAUCAGAUAAUGACAGAGUUCACACAGUGCUCUUGAUACAUACAUGUUUUAGUGAUAUUUACACAACAGUUUUCUAAAUCUGUUGUAUUUAUUCAAAGUUUUGUCAAGAUCAAACAUUUCUAUAGAGAACAUAAAAGUGAGUCUGUUUUUUAUCAUCUCCAUUACCGAACUCAUUUUUCUUUUGAUGACAAGAUUCUACUGACCAGCAGUCCAGUGAAAAACACACGUAAAACCACAGCAGUGCAUGUAACUGUACACAGACACGUAAAACCACAGCAGUGCAUGUAACUACACAGACACUAUAAUGUUUUAUUAGUUAUCAUCAGUCACAAAAUAUACCUUUUUUAAAACUGAAAUUGCACAAUUUAUAUUUUAUAAAAUACAGAAUAAUCCCAUUUUCUGACCUGUUUUUUCAAUAAUCCCCAGUCUGAUGAGGCAUGAGAUAAAACAUGGACUUCGGCGGAUUGUCGAAGUCCUGGAGACUGGACUCACCCAUAGUAGCUCUCCUGUUUUCUGUGAUCUGUAAAUACGAAAUACAGUUGAAUCCUCUGUGAUCUAUAAAUAUAAAGUACAGUUGAAUUGCAGCAUGAGAUUUGUAUGACAGUGUGAGAUUUGUAUGACAGUGUGAAAUUUGUAUGACAGUGUGAGAGUUGUUUUAAACGACUCUAGUUUCACACUCAUAAAAUUUUUUUUUUACCGAGAUUGGAACUUACAAUGGUCAGUGAAAAUAUUGAAAAACAAAAGGAAAUCAAAUUAAUAAUUUGUCGAGUUAUGUCAGAUAUUGUCGCAUUAAAUAUCUGGUGGUAUCACAAAUAUACUCUUAUAUCCAUCUAUAUCACUAUGUAUUUGUUAGUUUUUGGAUAUUUGUAUUUUUGUUUCAUGCAUUCUUCAUUUUCAUUAUUUGAAGUUCGUAAAUUUAUAUAGUUUGAAGUUCUUUUGCGCAUCUUGAUUGAGUUGAUUUUCUAUCUUUCAUUUCACUGAUUAAUCUGGAAUUUCCCAUUAGUUUCAAUUCACAUUGAUCUACCGUCAAAACUAUGUAAAAGCUAAAAUUAGAGGUUAACAUCACAGGGGCUCGGUUGUCAGAUAUUGAAGUUUUGUAUUAUUUGUUCCCGAAUAAUAAAUUGAAGUUUUGCAUGAUUUGUGUCCGAAUAAUAAAUUAUAUAAAUAAAAUCCACCACCAAAAUCCGCCUUUUUCGAGGUUUUAAAAAAGGUGUAUCAUGUGUACAUUAAAAAAAGUAAACCUCGAAAAAAGCGGAUUUUUUCCGAGCCCCUGUGGGCGAAGCCCCCGGAAGCUCCGGGAUUUUACAGAUUUAUAGGGCUUGAAAUAUGCCCCCUAUUCAGUCAUUUGUACUCUUUUCUAUAAUUUUUUAUAAGGUGAAAUUAAUAAAAUGUUGCAAUUUUAAGGGUUUUUGAAAAAAAUUAAGUUUUCCCAAUAAAGUAAUUCAAGAAAUCAAAA
This is a messenger RNA of Ostrea edulis (European flat oyster), 3396 nucleotides long. Its product is annotated as E3 ubiquitin-protein ligase TRIM71-like. Gene Ontology annotation, biological process: positive regulation of DNA-templated transcription. NCBI's taxonomy places the organism in Eukaryota, Metazoa, Mollusca, Bivalvia, Ostreida, Ostreidae. Bases 264 to 1919 code for a protein of 551 amino acids. Gene Ontology annotation, cellular component: chromatin; nucleoplasm. The transcript is spliced from 2 exons. The record is from RefSeq and is a predicted model, not a curated record. Gene Ontology annotation, molecular function: zinc ion binding; ubiquitin-protein transferase activity.